CAUGCAUUUAUUUACGAUUUAUGCCACGCAACGCCGAGCUUUCUCGCAGUGUUCGUCUUCUCGAGCUCGCCCGAAGGUCGGAGCACCGACGACGACGAAGACCUUCCAUUCUCCAUCGAAGCUCUUCUCUCGACCUCCUCCUCCUUCUUCUCCAUCGCCCUCUCUCCAUUGGAGGUCUCUCCUCUGAUCCCAGAGCUCAAGCUCAAGCUCGCCAUGUUCCUCCCCAGUGAUUGGUCUCCGCCUUGCGGCAAAUGCUGCACCAAGAAAUACUCUUCUCUCCUCCAGAUUCCAUGGAGAGUGUUCUGCAAGAAGGGUUGCGGUACUGAUGCCGAGACUUGGGAGGAAUGUGUGGAACAGUGUGAAGGGAUAUGCUACAAGGAUCCAGUUCUGAAAGACCAACAGUGGAGUGCUUACAUUGACAGGUCUCCAGGAGAUGAAAGUUAUUCUAGGGAUUGCUUUCGUGCCUGUGUUUCUGGCUGUGGUUUCAAGUUUGAAGUCCCACCGGAGAAAGCUGACGAAGUUCAACCGAAGAGGCCUCCUAAGCCUCCUGUUGUGAAGAAACCACCCGCGCCACCACAGACUCCACCUGCUGAUGACAUGCCUUCCACAUCAGCAUAAGUUUUUGAAGCAAAGUUACCCUUGAAGACUAUAACAUACUGCCAGAGAGAUUCCAACAUUUUUAGAGAAAGUUUUAGCUGUCCUCUGCACUUCUCAGUCAAAGGAAUGCACAACAUGAAGGGCUCAUGUUUUUUAUUGAGUCAUUGCACCCAAAACUGACCUGACAUAUUCUUACAUAAAUCUGUUUUGCUGUUGUUGACAUAGAAUUAAUUCAUUGCAUCAAAAACUUUAGCAUUGGAUCGAAGAAUAUGGACAUGUUUCUUUGAUUCACAACAGUGAUUCUGAUCGUUUUUUUUUUUUGUUUUGAUCUCAAUAUGCAGGCAUUAAAUGAAGCCUAAUUCAUGAUGGUGUAAGGCUAUACUUCCCUUUCUUUGUUUUUUUUUUACUGCUGUCCUUGCUGAGUAAGACAGGAAGUUAGGCCAGCAUGAGUUUCUUGCUGCAAG
Dioscorea cayenensis subsp. rotundata (Guinea yam) is the source of this 1061-nucleotide messenger RNA. RefSeq lists its product as uncharacterized. Bases 214 to 618 code for a protein of 134 amino acids. The record is from RefSeq and is a predicted model, not a curated record. The transcript has 5 exons. Lineage: Eukaryota; Viridiplantae; Streptophyta; Magnoliopsida; Dioscoreales; Dioscoreaceae.